Diaporthe batatas is the source of this 1993-nucleotide messenger RNA. RefSeq lists its product as uncharacterized. The coding region runs from base 164 to 1696 and encodes 510 amino acids. Gene Ontology annotation, cellular component: nucleus. Gene Ontology annotation, molecular function: protein binding; cis-regulatory region sequence-specific DNA binding. NCBI's taxonomy places the organism in Eukaryota, Fungi, Ascomycota, Sordariomycetes, Diaporthales, Diaporthaceae. The transcript has 3 exons. The record is from RefSeq and is a predicted model, not a curated record.
CUAACUCUUGCGGCCGUCACCUUGGCCCCGUCCUGUCACAUUCAUUGUACCACAGUACUCAACAGGCCCUUGCUGAUCAACUGGGGUCCAAGUAAAAGUGGCCUCACUCUUCCAAUAUCCUCCAGUCUCCAGAGUCACCCCACUGCCGCCACACCAGGGGGUCAUGCUGCUCAAAGCCGCUCCCGCCCUGGGCCACCAGGACGACUUUGUUCUUCGCAACCACAAUGGGUUGGGAGUCACUGCUGACGGCCCGCGCGAAGCCAGGAUGGAUGAGCAACAAGCUAGCGUCGACUCACGCAUUCCUAGUCAUCCUCUGGGAGUCAAGCCGUUAGGCAACCAGUACCUAUCGUCCGCAGCCAGCGCGCGAGGCUCCUUGGGCAGCUUCCACGUCCUGCCGGACGAGGUGUUGGCCCAGCUGUUUGAGUAUUUUGGGCACGACUCUUUGCGCAAACUGGGUUACACCUGCAGAUUCCUCUUUGCAUUCUGUCAUGCUGACGACCUCUGGAAGGCUUUGUUCCUGGAGUCUCAUGAAGAGAAAAAGCGCCCCUUCCAGUGGAAGGGAACAUGGAGAUCAACCCUGCUUGAGUUGUCACCAGAGCACGAGGCCAAAAUUGAUUGCCACAAUGUCUUCUCCGAUGUUCUUCAUCGGCCAUUUGUCUGCAGCAAUGUGCCUCUGGGCCGGUUCUGUUCCAAAAUCCCCGGCACGAAUGAGAUCAAGCGUCUCACAAACAUGACAUACGACGAAUUUGCAGACAAUUGGAGCGACAGACCCUUCAUUCUGACAGACUGUAUCCGUUCCUGGCCAGCCUGCAAGGAGUGGGAUAUCCACCAGCUGUUGAAGGAGUACGCGGACGUGGAGUUCCGUGCCGAGGCGGUGGACUGGCCCUUCUCGACAUAUUGCCAGUACAUGGGGAGCAACCAAGACGAAAGCCCUCUGUAUCUGUUCGACAAGAAGUUUGCCGAGAAGAUGGGUAUCACAAUCGGGAAGACCGGAGAGGCGGCGUAUUGGAAACCGGACUGUUUUGGACCGGAUCUCUUCGAAGUGUUGGACUCAGAGAGACCAGCGCACAGGUGGUUGAUUGUAGGGCCAGCCAGAUCCGGGUCGACAUUUCACAAGGAUCCCAAUGGGACGUCGGCGUGGAAUGCUGUCCUUCAAGGGGCCAAAUACUGGAUCAUGUUUCCGCCGUCGGUAGAGGUUCCGGGGGUCUUUGUCUCGGCCGACCAGAGCGAGGUCACAAGCCCUCUGAGCAUAGCGGAAUGGCUUCUAGAGUUCCAUGAGGAGGCCCGAAGCUUGCCGGAAUGCGUAGAAGGCAUAUGCAGGGAAGGCGAGAUUCUUCACGUGCCAAGUGGGUGGUGGCAUCUGGUCGUCAACCUCGAGAGCGGAAUAGCGCUCACACAGAACUUUGUGCCCAAAUCACACCUCGCCGUCGUCCUCGAAUUUCUGAGGGACAAGCCGGACCAGGUGACGGGGUUCAAGAGGGAUGUCGACGAUCCCUAUGGCCUGUUUGUGGACCGUCUCAGGGCACAAUUUCCGGAGCUCUUGGAUGCAGCCCUUAUCGAGAUGGACCAAAGGCAUAGCAAGAAGAAGAGGAAGUGGGACGAGGCUAUCGCCGUCGAAGAGACGGAGCAACCCUCGGAGGGUGGAGGGUUCAGCUUCGGGUUUGGAUUUGGCGGGGAUGACGAAGAGAUACCAUGAGCCAGACCAGGCAGACAUUCUCUGCCGAUGUGUGAAAGGUAAAGAGACUAAUGCUGUGCGAUAUGUUGUCCUCUCUCUCAAUGCCCAUUGCGGCCUCACGACAGAGAAUUGGACGCUUGUGGGCAGCACAGGAAUGUGUGUCCGUGAAGGACCCUAGUAGACCUAGUUCGUAAGCUGCCAGAUAGCCACGAGCGAGUAGUCUACCUAGGUAGGCUAGAUAUUACUAGGCUCUAUAUAUCCUUAGCUAGAUGUACAAAAAUAACCUCUACCUAUAUCUCUUAUGUAGAUAUUAUAUAU